Glycine soja is the source of this 1723-nucleotide messenger RNA. RefSeq names its product pentatricopeptide repeat-containing protein At5g08510-like. The transcript has 2 exons. Bases 93 to 1631 code for a protein of 512 amino acids. NCBI's taxonomy places the organism in Eukaryota, Viridiplantae, Streptophyta, Magnoliopsida, Fabales, Fabaceae. The record is from RefSeq and is a predicted model, not a curated record. Gene Ontology annotation, biological process: RNA modification. Gene Ontology annotation, molecular function: RNA binding; protein binding.
UAGAAGUGACAUUUAUACGAGGCAAACAAACAACUUCCAAGUUUCCAACAUUUGAGGAACUCAACUCAAACCAAAAAAAGAUUUGUGAUGUAAUGAGGCAAGUGAAGCAAAUUCAUGGUUACACUCUAAGAAAUGGCAUAGACCAGACCAAAAUCCUUAUUGAGAAGCUACUUGAAAUCCCAAACCUUCACUAUGCACACAAGGUGUUGCACCAUUCCCCAAAGCCAACCCUUUUCCUCUACAACAAGCUCAUUCAAGCCUACUCCUCCCACCCUCAACACCAACACCAAUGUUUCUCCCUUUACUCCCAAAUGCUCCUUCAUAGCUUCCUACCAAACCAACACACUUUCAACUUUCUCUUCUCUGCAUGCACCUCCCUUUCUUCCCCAUCCCUUGGCCAAAUGCUCCAUACCCAUUUCAUCAAAUCAGGCUUUGAACCUGACCUCUUUGCAGCCACUGCUUUGCUUGACAUGUAUACAAAAGUUGGUACUUUGGAGCUGGCACGCAAACUGUUUGAUCAAAUGCCUGUGAGAGGGGUGCCCACGUGGAAUGCUAUGAUGGCUGGGCAUGCAAGAUUUGGUGAUAUGGAUGUAGCUUUGGAAUUGUUUAGAUUGAUGCCUUCUAGGAAUGUGGUGUCAUGGACCACCAUGAUAUCAGGUUACUCGCGGAGCAAAAAGUACGGGGAGGCUUUGGGGUUGUUCCUGAGGAUGGAGCAGGAGAAAGGGAUGAUGCCCAAUGCAGUAACCUUGGCAAGCAUUUUUCCAGCUUUUGCAAAUCUUGGAGCACUGGAGAUUGGGCAGAGGGUUGAAGCAUACGCAAGGAAGAAUGGGUUCUUUAAGAAUUUAUAUGUGAGCAAUGCUGUGUUGGAGAUGUAUGCAAAAUGUGGUAAGAUUGAUGUUGCUUGGAAGGUGUUCAAUGAGAUUGGCAGCUUGAGAAACUUGUGCUCUUGGAAUUCAAUGAUCAUGGGUUUGGCUGUCCAUGGAGAAUGUUGCAAGACCCUUAAGCUUUAUGAUCAAAUGCUGGGAGAAGGAACUUCACCUGAUGAUGUGACAUUUGUGGGGCUCCUCUUGGCAUGUACUCAUGGAGGCAUGGUUGAAAAAGGCAGGCAUAUCUUCAAGUCAAUGACCACAUCCUUCAACAUUAUUCCCAAACUAGAACACUAUGGAUGCAUGGUUGAUCUCCUAGGCCGUGCCGGGCAAUUGAGAGAAGCUUAUGAGGUAAUACAAAGAAUGCCCAUGAAACCAGACUCAGUGAUAUGGGGAGCUCUAUUGGGAGCUUGCAGCUUCCAUGAUAAUGUUGAGCUGGCUGAGAUUGCAGCCGAGUCUCUAUUUGCACUUGAGCCUUGGAAUCCAGGAAACUAUGUCAUUCUUUCCAACAUUUAUGCAUCAGCUGGCCAAUGGGAUGGAGUUGCAAAGCUCAGGAAAGUGAUGAAGGGAAGCAAAAUUACAAAGUCAGCUGGACAUAGUUUCAUUGAAGAGGGAGGCCAACUGCAUAAGUUCAUUGUGGAAGAUAGAUCACAUCCUGAAAGCAACGAAAUUUUUGCCUUGCUUGAUGGAGUUUAUGAAAUGAUAAAGCUUAAUAGAAGUGCAUUUGAAUGUCAUUUGGAUCUUGAUUUGAGCAACUAUUCAUAGGGAUUAAGAUUAAUCAUAGUGGAUACCCCAAACUUGUAACCUUGAAAUUUUCCUCCAUUCCCAUUUUGGCCAAGCAAAUGUGUUGGCAUUUA